Messenger RNA from Stylonychia lemnae, 387 nucleotides. The record is from the annotation of a GenBank genome assembly. NCBI's taxonomy places the organism in Eukaryota, Ciliophora, Spirotrichea, Sporadotrichida, Oxytrichidae.
AUGCCAAUUAUUGUACACAUAAUCCAUAAAAUCCAAACUAGAUCAACAGCAACAUUACCAAAUUUUUCUAAGUCAUACCCACCAAGAGUCAUAGAAUAGGCAUAGAGAACUGCAGGAAUAAAUGAGGAGAUAAAUUUAUCAUCCUCUUCAUUGCCAGAAGAUAUCUUUAAAAAUGCAUCUCCGAAUGCUGCCACUGCAAGUGUGUAAACAAAUAAGAAUACACCCAUAUCAUGUAUAACCUCAUAAACCAUUCUUAUUAGAUAAUUUGUUUACUAAAAUAUUCUGAAUAUCGAAAGGAAUUUCAUCCACAUUAGCAAAGUUGAAAUUGAUAAAAUGCAUCUGUUUGCAUCAUUCUCUAAAUAAUAAUCUUAAAAUUCUAAAAAUUGA